AAAGAUUAAAUUUAAAUGGAAAUCUACAUGGUGUAGAUAACAUUAGGCCUUAUUUAUAUCUAGUAGCUAUACUUUAAAUUAAUUACAUCCCAUAACUAAAAGGUGUAUAUCAAUUACUGUACAUAACUAAAACAUUUAAACACGGUUAAAAUAAAAAACCAACCGCAACAUAAGGCUUGUAUUCAUAUUUUCCCCUCAUCAACCCAUUUUCUCUCUCAUUGUCUCUCAAUCUCUUCCGAUUUUUUCUCCAUUAUAUCUAUACACGAUCCUCCACCGAUUCCAUUACCUAAAUUCUUGCUGCGCAUUUCUAGGUAAGUUAUUUAGGAGUUUUUUUUACAAAUUUUUGUUUAUUUUGUUAAAUAUAUUCUUCCAAUUAUUUGAUUUUACGCCAUUGUUAGGGUUUCCGCCAUUGUUAGGGUUUCUACUACAUGUUGCUUUGAUUUUUUGGUGUAAUGGCGGAGAAAAGCACUCCAUGCAGAGUUACUAGAGGCUCUGUUGCUAGAAUGGAUGCUGAGAGUAGUAUUAAGAGGCGCCAUGACCCGGUAAGUAUGGAAACAAUGGUAGAUGAAGGUUCAAAAUCUACCAAACGAAAAGAUGUCAUUGAUUCAUCGAUAUACGAAGCAUCCCUACCAAGUAUUGAAAAGCGGAGAAAAGUUAUCGAUGGUUCUUCGGUUAGCAAGGGAAAAAAUGUUGUUGAAGAUGUUCCUUCAAAAGCGGGGAGAGAAUUUGCAAUAAUAGCUGGUUUGAAGUGUGUUGGUGAUGAAGAUGCUUUUAAAGUUAACCGCAAGGGUAAAAUCAAGAUUUUGGAGACAUAUUUUGGUGGUUCUAAGAAAAUGCCUUCAAAGGCAGAUUUGAUUGAAUGCUUCACAGAUAAAAAUUGGGGCCUCAAUGAUGUUGAUGCCGUUAAGAUUCGUCCUCUAUUUCAUUCAUACCUAUAUCUUGUCCAAUGA
Lycium ferocissimum is the source of this 950-nucleotide messenger RNA. RefSeq lists its product as uncharacterized. The transcript has 3 exons. Bases 453 to 950 code for a protein of 165 amino acids. NCBI's taxonomy places the organism in Eukaryota, Viridiplantae, Streptophyta, Magnoliopsida, Solanales, Solanaceae. The record is from RefSeq and is a predicted model, not a curated record.